Molecule: messenger RNA, 2178 nt
Organism: Leptosia nina
Lineage: Eukaryota; Metazoa; Arthropoda; Insecta; Lepidoptera; Pieridae
Source: the annotation of a GenBank genome assembly
AUGGCUGAUACAAAGUUUUUUGUUUAUGGCGGUGGACGAUGGCGGGAAAUAAAUUUGGAGCGGGGCAACGUCGACGGUUGGCGUCAUACGCGGUUUGUAUAUGUAAAAAACGGCAAACUUGCUUUUGCUAAUAAACGAGCUGUAUUGCGGGGUUUAAGGGAUCUAGUCCAGAACAAACCCAGUACAGUACAGUAUGGUCUUCCGUUACCGAGAAAAAAAAUUAAGGAAUUUAAAAGGUCUCAUGCAAAAAGCAAUGUUUCAAAUCAUCACUGCUGUGGCCAUCAAAAUUCAUGUUGUAAUAGCGUCCAGAAAACUCAAUACCAACCUGCUACCACUACGAAUACCGCAGUUCAAUGUGAUAUUGAAGCACCAAAAAAACAAUCACAAAGAAAUGUUAAACAAAGAGCUGAAACUCAUAUAGUGAGGGAGACAAACCAUGACGACAUUCAAGUCUCGAGUGACGAAGCUAGUACCAGCUCAUCAGUUGAACCAUCUUCAGCAAUUAGUUUGAGAAAUAGAGGACACACGCUUGAAAUAAACGAGAACGAUAUACUGUUGUUUCGUAAUUUUAUUGAAAACGAUGGCUGUAACAUGUUAAAUGUGGACUUAUUGUUAUUUGAUGAAGACGAUAGAGAAAAAGAGAAGGCUUUGUAUAAAAUUAAUCCAGUUGUAAGAUUAGUAAGGGAUAAACGGAUAAUAGAUUUAAUUAAACUUAAAAGAAGGCAGAUAAAAGGGUUGACUACGCAUAAAGAAUUAAAUUCCGUUGAAAUUUCAACAACGCCAAAGGAGAAUAUAAAGGGUACAAAAGUUCAAAGGAAAAAACAAGUUAAAAGCAACCCGCAAGGCAUCCGAACUCAUGUUUCAAGCUCCAAUGCGGUGCGAGUAUACUCAUUGCUUGAGGACGAAGCUAUAGUAGCAUGGAUGUUGAAAAGUGAUCGGGCAACUCAAGUGAAAGGAAACCGCUUGUGGAGGGAAUAUGCACAACACCACUCUGGGCUCACUGGACAAGUACGCACCUGGCAGUCCCUUAAGAAUCGGUACCUUCGCUAUUUACUGCCAUCGCUGGGUACUCUAUCGCUGACGACCUCCCAAGCUGCGACCCUGCGGGCGGCUGCAUCUUCCGGUGAAAUUGGUAAAAAGAAAUCUCCAAAAAACAACUCUAUUUAUAAAAUCAACCCAGUACGGAGCGCGUGGAGCUCUCGCCCACUUCAGGAACUUCGAGAUAAAGAUGAAGAACCUCAAACACCACGACAACUUCGUUCAAAUGUGGCCACAGCUCCGAGGGUCGAAAUACCAACAUACUCCGAAAUCACAAGACGCUUUGCCGAACGGCAUCAGUCUACACCGUACACCGAAGAAGACACGUUGGAAACAAGCAAAGAACAAGAAACUGACAAUACCAGGAGCGCUACCACCAGAAGUCGAUCCCAGCACCUGAAUGGGGAAACCAAGAGAAGCCUCAAGAGAAAUCGCGUCGAUUCUGACACAGAGACCAACGAACGAAAGCUUCGUAAAACCAAACCGAACAAAUCGUUGGAAAACACAGGAGUACCAAGAAAAACGGAAACACCAAGCAAACCAACGGACAGGCAGAGUGUUAGAAACACAUCGAACAGAGACAGAGAUAUGAGAAGAAAGUCGAUGAAUGAGAAAAGAAAAGAGAUCCUUGCGAAAAAAGAUGAAGAGCAACCAAGUUAUCGAGGUAACGAACGGAGUCUUCGAAGUAACAAAGAGGAUAAUUCCAUCAGAAACCGAACUAGAACGAAACGUAGCGCAACUGAGAGCGAUUCGGAUUUUCAAAAGAAGAAAGAAACACGUCAAUCAACACGUCAGUCAACACAAAGGGCACAAAAGAACGGACAUGGUGGGAGUACAGUUAUAAGUGACGAUAGUACAUCCGGAAAUGACAGCAAUGCUAGUACAGUUGAAAGUGACAGUAGCUCUAGUACAGCCGAAAGUGUCACAACCAAGCCCAAAACGAGAUUGAGCGUCAAAAGUGAGAAGAGUGGGAGUAUUCGAAAAUUUCAAAGGAACAAUGUCGAAUCCGUAGACUGGAGGACUCGGAGCAGCCGGAACAAUAUCGUCUUCGAGAUCAGCGAUUCGAGCGACAACGAAGUGGGAGUGAGAAAGACUCGACGUCUAUACAAUCCAAGUGCCUAUGUCUCCAAGAGGAGAUAG